Molecule: messenger RNA, 462 nt
Organism: Dentiscutata heterogama
Lineage: Eukaryota; Fungi; Glomeromycota; Glomeromycetes; Diversisporales; Gigasporaceae
Source: the annotation of a GenBank genome assembly
AAAAACUUCUGGAAAGAUGUUGAACAUAGAAUGGCUAAUAUCAUACCUGAUCUUAUGAAAUAUCAAUUAAAUAGAACAAUGGCUAAAGGGAUCAAUAAAUACUUUGAUAGACAAAAAAUAAUAAUAGGAGGAGGUUCAGUUAAAUGUCUGUUUGUAUUUGAUGAAGCAUGUAUUCUGGUUAAUCAAAAGGUUGAGAUUGCGAAAGAAGGGUCUCAAUUAUUUAAGCCUUUUUAUUUGUUGGACACAGUGGAUAUAAAUAUGGAAAUGAUUAAUACGAAUAGAGAAUUUAAAUAUGUUUCAAAGCUAAAAGAGUCUGAAAACCCGCAAUAUUUUUUUCAGUACAAAAGACCUUUGUGGGGUGCACUACUAUUACCUUCUGAUGAAGUUAAAGGAUUCAAACCAGAACAUAUUAUAGAAUUGGCUAUAGACAAGCUUAUUGGUAGAAAGUCUUUCAUUUAUUGA